AUGCUCUUAGCCCCUCCCGGCACAGGUCCUUGUAAUCCGACUCCUACUCUCGAAGAGAAGUCUCGUAGAUGGACGCAGCUAAAUUCGAAACGCUACGGGAACAACAAGAGGAGGUUCGGACACGUGGAGACUCAAAAGGAAGAAAUGCCGCCUGAGCACGUCAGGAAGAUCAUCAAGGACCACGGCGACAUGUCAUCGAAGAAAUUCACUCACGACAAACGCGUAUACCUAGGAGCACUCAAAUUCGUUCCUCACGCCGUCUUCAAGCUUCUUGAGAACAUGCCAAUGCCCUGGGAGCAGGUCCGAGACGUGAAGGUUUUGUACCACGUCACGGGAGCCAUCACGUUCGUGAACGAGAUCCCGUGGGUCGUGGAACCUAUCUACAUGGCUCAGUGGAAAACUAUGUGGAUCAUGAUGCGGAGGGAGAAGCGGGACCGACGCCACUUCAAGAGAAUGAGGUUUCCUCCGUUUGAUGACGAGGAGCCUCCGCUUGACUACGCGGAUAACUUGCUGGACGUGGAGACUCUCGAGGCGAUUCAGAUGGAGCUUGACGAGGAGAGGAUUCCGCUGUGUACACUUGGUUUUACGACCACAAGCCGUUGGUAA
Molecule: messenger RNA, 606 nt
Organism: Brassica oleracea var. oleracea
Lineage: Eukaryota; Viridiplantae; Streptophyta; Magnoliopsida; Brassicales; Brassicaceae
Product: pre-mRNA-splicing factor 8 homolog
Exons: 1
Coding region: 1-606 (201 amino acids)
Biological process (GO): spliceosomal tri-snRNP complex assembly; mRNA splicing, via spliceosome
Cellular component (GO): U5 snRNP; catalytic step 2 spliceosome
Molecular function (GO): U1 snRNA binding; U5 snRNA binding; U6 snRNA binding
Source: RefSeq, a predicted model, not a curated record